UCAGUACCUUCUAUAAAGUGUAGUUAUCUUGUACUCUCUACUCUACCUGUAGUCGACUCUUCCUGGGUGAGCGCUGAGGUUGAAGCUUGUCCAGUCCAGUUGAAGUGCAGUCUGGUGCUGGCCGAUAAUCAUUUCGGAACAUAUUGUAAGACGUUUCUGAAGAUGGAUUCAUUCGAAAAUAUGAGCUACAUGUUUGCUGAAUUCUGGACUCCUGUUCGGCAAAGGAACGAGCGUGUGAAGUUAAAGGUUCCCAAGUGGGACAAAUGCAGAUCCAAGAGCGAUUCGAAUAGCCCAUUUCCUGAUAUAUAUUUCGAUACCCAAACGAGAAAGUUCACGAAGGUUAGCGAAAAUGCAUUUCAACGUGAAAGGCAAGAAAACAGCGUAGGCCGAAGUGCAUCUCGUCCCCGGACUCCUCUUCAAGUUCUGAAUAAGUCAGUGGACGUUACAAAAGCUAAUGUUCAAAAGACUACGCCAAGAAUCUGCAUUAGCGAACACUUUACUAAAACUGAAUCGUUGAAUGUUAAUUUAUGCGCUGAACGAACUCCGGCUUCGUCCAGGUCUCGAAAUCUUUCUUCUUGGAGCUCGAGCUACACACCAAGAAGUACUUUAAUAAAUAAACCUAUUGGUAAUAAGACUAACAUCAAGAAAAAGUUUAUCAUAUAUGAUGAAAAUUGUGCUACUACUUCAAAAGAGAAUAAUGAACAGAGUUCAUCAUCAAAUAAUCUUAUUCAAGAUUUGAAUUUGGUCAACAAUUAUUUUGAUGAAAAUUCUCAACAGAAAUUUGUUUUAUCAUCUUAUGAAGGGAAGAAUAAGGAAAAUGUGAAUAACUGUGCUUCUACUCCUUGUAAAACUCAAUCACUUUGCCAAAGCCAAAGGUCUGACAGGAAAAUGACAUCUACUACCAUGAAUACAGAUGGACCUGAUACAUUGCCUCUUGUAGAGAAGAUAGGAGCCCCAUUUUGGGGUGCAGAUGAACGCAGUUUUGAAGACCUUUCUUUGGAAGAUAUUUUUAGAUCUGCAAACAUUUGGGAUAUAAAAGAAAACUACAACUAUCAUUGUUGUUCUAAUGGGACAGAUAGUUUAUUUGAAUCUUGUCCUGAGUUUCAAAUGAUGCAAGAACCAUCUUUACUUAUGGAUUUAGAACCAACAACAAUCGAGGUUCCAUGGAAUGAAAUUUAGAAACUAUCACAGUCACCUGCAUGAAAUUAACUCUAAGUAGCUUGUAAACAGCAACAUUCUUGUAAAGAAAAGAGGAGUUGAAAGCAGGAUCCUCAUGAAAAAUACCUGUUCUCAUGACUGUUUCCUUGAAAGUGCGGGGUUCUUUCUGCUUCAUGGCAAUGGGUAUAGCAUGGAAUUUAGCAAGCUGGGUAAUAACCCUGGUACAAUGAUUUAAAUCUAACCCUUCUCGUUGGUCUCCUAUGCUGUAACCAGCCACUCGCAAAUCGCCUAACAAAAGCAUGGCAGACUCCGCAGCUUCUUCGUCUUCAUCCCCAGACAUUGAAGUACGUGCGCCCAAAAAGGGAGGAAUUAUAUUUAGAACAUUUCUUUCGUGAACACCUCUUUCUUUCUCGAAUUUUGCGUAUGCCGGAUGGACAAGUUUGUAGAAAUUCAUUUCCUUACAGAAACAGACAGGAAAAUUAAACACAGAUUUUAGGAAUUCAGUUGGUGGUGCUAAUUUGGCCAAAAUAUGUAAUGUUUCAGAUUUUGCCGUAUCUAAAUAAGUUACGUCAGCCACUAUUGAAAGUAACAAACUUCCAUAAUUCUUCCCCUUUUCAUUUGCUAUUUUAUAUGAAUAUUGAUUUAGAAUGACAGAAGUCCUUAACCCUCUCUUCAAAAGGUCUUGCAGCUCCUCCUUCCUCACGGCCACUUCGCGUACUUCAUCAGACAUUUCUGCGGUAGAUAUUGCCGACUUGCUGUAAAGAGAGACCAAUUACUUUACCUGAGCUCUUGAAAGCAUUUGAGGCCGCUCCACAAUAGCCCGUGAACGGGAACGCAAAGGAAGUUGAAAGAUGGCCAUGUCAGGCAGGCGUUCACAACACGACGAGGACGCAAAGCUUGACGGGAACGCGAACAGGAACGAUGGUGAACAUUUAUCUUGGCCCGGGAACGGAAAACCUCUCCACCAAUGAAGUGCAGCAAAUGGCGACGUU
This is a messenger RNA of Gryllus bimaculatus (two-spotted cricket), 2150 nucleotides long. The record is from the annotation of a GenBank genome assembly. NCBI's taxonomy places the organism in Eukaryota, Metazoa, Arthropoda, Insecta, Orthoptera, Gryllidae.